This is a messenger RNA of Trichosporon asahii var. asahii CBS 2479, 828 nucleotides long. RefSeq lists its product as uncharacterized. The record is from RefSeq and is a predicted model, not a curated record. The coding region runs from base 1 to 828 and encodes 275 amino acids. The transcript has 4 exons. Lineage: Eukaryota; Fungi; Basidiomycota; Tremellomycetes; Trichosporonales; Trichosporonaceae. Gene Ontology annotation, cellular component: membrane.
AUGAACUUCAGCCCGGCCGCGCUCGGCGUCGCGCUACUGCUCUCGGGACAUGGACUGAGGAAGAAGUCCCUCUCGCUUUCUGGAGCAGCUGCUGCCUUCCUCGCAGGGUAUGCACACCUCGCCAACCCGCUGAAGUUGUUCGGCGUCAGCCUGAUUGUCUUCUACCUUCUGGGCAGCCGCGCCACGAAAGUGAAAGCGGAUGUUAAGGCGAAGCUCGAGGACGGCGUCGACCCGACCAAGCCGCAGGGUAACCGGAAUUGGGUCCAGGUGCUGAGCAACUCGCUCCCGUCGCUGAUCGCCGCCCUGGCGUAUAGCCGCUACGUCUCAAACCAACCCGUCACUGCAGUACUCAGUGACCGUACGACGCGCGCGCUCAUCUACGCCGCCGUGUUCCACUUCGCGACGAGCCUGGGCGACACGCUCGCGUCCGAGCUGGGCAUUCUCGCCAAGACGUCCCCCGUCAGCGUCCUGACAUUCAAGAAGGUGCCUCCGGGGACGAACGGCGGCAUCACCGUUCCUGGCUUGGUCUGGAGCGCGCUCGGUGGCACGGUCAUGGGCGUGACCGCCGUCGUAAGUCUCCUCAUCGAGUCGAGCAUCACGUCCUCUCAGGCCCUGCAGCUCGUCAGCAGGGCCAGCGCGGCCGGUCUCGCGGGAUCUUUGCGCACUGUGUACCGCGACGGCAAGAUUCUGACGGACGCGAGCAAGGACCAUACCGGCGGCGAGGUCGUCGGUGUCGGGAAGGACAUUCUGUCCAACUCCAACGUGAACUUGAUCAGCUGUUCGUUGAUGGCACUCGCCGGAUAUUGGGUCGGUGGGCAGACUGUGUAG